Messenger RNA from Zophobas morio, 1164 nucleotides. RefSeq names its product AH receptor-interacting protein. The record is from RefSeq and is a predicted model, not a curated record. The transcript is spliced from 6 exons. The coding region runs from base 123 to 1097 and encodes 324 amino acids. NCBI's taxonomy places the organism in Eukaryota, Metazoa, Arthropoda, Insecta, Coleoptera, Tenebrionidae. Gene Ontology annotation, molecular function: peptidyl-prolyl cis-trans isomerase activity; protein binding.
UGUAGGUUAUAAACAAAACAAAUGUCAACUUUGUCAGCACGGCAAAUAAUCUCAUAUCAAAAUUGUGUACUAAUCUGUGAUUAUAGAAGCAAAGCGUUAAAAAGUAUAUUUUUCGAAAAAUCAUGCCCAAAAAAAACUCCGACGAUCAUCCAAUCGAGAAACGAACUCUCUACGCUGGUGUGAAGACGGUUACAUUUAAAGAAGGAACAAAGGUACAUUUUCACUUUCAAACGCGUCUAUGCAACAAAGAAAAAACGCUUUUGGACGACUCCAGAAAGAUGGGACCCGGGAAACCGAUGGAGUUAGUUCUGGGUAAAAAGUUUAAGCUAGAGGUCUGGGAAGUGAUUAUACAAAAAAUGGCUUUAAAUGAAGUGGCAGUUUUUACAGUGAAAAAAGAUUUGGUGUUGCAAUAUCCUUUUGUUUCAAAAACUUUGAGAGAUGUGCAUGUACCAAGAUCAGAACGUAGAAGUCACUGUUGUGCAAUGACAGUGCAAACUGAAGGAGUUGGUUACAAUGACUUGAAUGAUUUACUGAAAAAUCCACAAGAUUUAGAAUUCACAAUCGAGCUUAUAAAAGUCGAACAUCCCGAAGAUUAUGAAAAGGAUGCUUGGCAGAUGAAUGAAGGUGAAAAGUUAGACUUGGUACCACAGUUGAAGGAAAUGGGAAAUAAAGAAUAUAAAGAGAAAAAUUAUCAAAUUGCUGCAGAUCAGUACGCCAAAGCUAUAGGCAUCAUAGAACAACUAAUGAUCAAAGAAAAACCUCAUGAAGAGGAAUGGAAUGAAUUGGACAAAAUGAAAUUACCACUUUUGCUCAAUUUCGCGCAAUGUAAAUUAAUGGAAGGCGACUACUAUGCAGUGAUAGAACACUGUACCACCGUUAUUAAAAGCGAUCCAGACAAAGUGAAAGCCUACUACAGAAGAGCCAGAGCCCACGUCGGCGCUUGGAACACCAGAGAAGCCUUUGAAGACUUCAAGAAGGUCAUAGAACUCGAUCCCUCCCUAGCAGCCGCCGUCAAAAAAGAAACAGCUGCUUUAGAAGAACAAAUCAAACAAAAAGAUUCAGAAGAUAAAGAGAAAUUGAAAAAUUUAUUCAACUAAACAUAUGUACAAAUAAUUGUGAUAUAAAUAUGAAACUUAUAAAUGUAAAUAAAGAAAAUAAAAGGAA